Gastrolobium bilobum is the source of this 1595-nucleotide messenger RNA. RefSeq lists its product as uncharacterized. Bases 153 to 1211 code for a protein of 352 amino acids. Gene Ontology annotation, cellular component: membrane; cytoplasm. NCBI's taxonomy places the organism in Eukaryota, Viridiplantae, Streptophyta, Magnoliopsida, Fabales, Fabaceae. The record is from RefSeq and is a predicted model, not a curated record. The transcript is spliced from 7 exons.
CGCAAGUCAAAACUCAAAGCACCAAACCGCACACAGGCGCGACACACCGGAUCAUUAAACGACUAUAACUGCUCGCGUUUCGCAGCUCACCGAACUCGGAGAAGAAAACGCAGCGGCGAAACUCGUGACUCGUAACUCAGCCACGCGCGGCCAUGGCGUCGGUCCACAGCGCCAUCCCUACCCACUGCUUCGUGUCAUCAAUUUCCGAAGGAAAAUCCAAAUCGAAGGUCCCUCACAAGGCGCAAAACUUCCCGGUCUCGAGAUUUUCCCGGAAUCGGAUUUUCUCGGGAAACAAACGGGUGGUUGCUGCGAAUUCGGCGGCGGAGGAGCUCGACGUGAUACCGGUGCAGAGCAAUGAUAUAACGGACCAACAAGAAGGCGUGGUAGUGAGUCGUGAAGAUGAGGAUGGCGAGUUGGCGACUCAGGUGCGUGGGUUCGGAGCAAACGAGGGUUUGUUAUCAUUGGAAGGGUUUUCUUCUUCUUCUUCUUCCACUUUGGUUGGAGAUGAGAGCGAGGAGAACAUAGAGAAGCUGAUAGAUAGGACUAUCAAUGCCACUUUUGUGCUUGCUGCUGGUACUUUCGCUCUUACCAAGCUUCUCACCAUUGAUAGUGAUUACUGGCAUGGAUGGACACUUUUUGAGAUAUUAAGAUAUGCACCUCAGCAUAACUGGUCUGCUUAUGAGGAAGCUCUUAAGACAAAUCCAGUUUUUGCAAAGAUGGUUAUCAGUGGGGUUGUUUACUCCAUAGGUGAUUGGAUUGCUCAGUGUUUUGAAGGAAAACCUCUAUUUGAGUUUGACCGUGCGAGGAUGUUCAGAUCGGGGCUUGUUGGUUUUACUCUACAUGGCUCUCUUUCUCAUUAUUAUUAUCAGUUUUGUGAGGAGCUAUUUCCUUACAAAGAAUGGUGGGUUGUUCCUGCCAAAGUUGUCUUCGAUCAAACUGCAUGGUCGGCAGUUUGGAACAGCAUUUACUAUACGGUUGUGGGAUUCCUGCGGCUUGAUUCUCCUAUCAAUAUUUAUAAUGAAUUGAAGGCAACUUUUUUUCCCAUGUUGACUGCAGGGUGGAAGCUGUGGCCAUUUGCUCAUCUCGUAACUUAUGGUGUAAUACCAGUUGAGCAAAGACUUCUUUGGGUGGAUUGUAUUGAGCUUAUUUGGGUGACCAUACUUUCAACAUAUUCAAAUGAAAAAUCAGAAGCAAGAAAGUCUGAGGAGUAACGAUGAGAGGAAUGAGAAGAAGAAUGAGAAGGCUUUGCUCAAUCAGAUUGUUGAAGUUGAGUGGAGUUCACAUUGAACCGGACCAUGACUUGGACAUAGAUGUACAAUGAGGAACAUGGGAAAAGCUGAUUGUGUAUGUAUAUAUAUGUUGUAUGCCCUGGAAACUCAUGUAUUUUAGGUAACAUUAAUUUUUCCUGUAAGCAUUACAUAAUGUAAUUCUUCAUAAAUUUUAUGAGGAGAUAAUUUAUGUUUAAACUUGUAUAUGAGAAAAGAGAUAACUGAUAUGGUGGCUUAGCUUAAUAAGUGUAUCUCUAAGUGAUAAACUGAUAAUGAUAUUGUGAGUUGUUCUGGCCUUCUAUGCAUCUAAAUUCUUGGAUUUCUUUU